Drosophila nasuta is the source of this 2162-nucleotide messenger RNA. RefSeq names its product antigen 5 like allergen Cul n 1-like. The transcript has 5 exons. The record is from RefSeq and is a predicted model, not a curated record. The coding region runs from base 1273 to 2085 and encodes 270 amino acids. Lineage: Eukaryota; Metazoa; Arthropoda; Insecta; Diptera; Drosophilidae.
ACAAUAUAUAGAGAGUACACAUAUGCGUAUAUAUGCAUAUACGGGCGAAGCAAAAAUUAUAUAUUUACUAUGCAUAUAUAUGUAUACAUUCAUAGUUUAUAAUAACUUUUCAUAAAUACCUUUACUACAUGCAGACACAACAUAAACUCAACUCAAUUCAACUUGAACGCAAAGAUCGAGCUAAACAAAACGUAAACAGAAAUACAUGCAAAAACCUAAUAUAUAUAACUUCGGCAUGUCGAAGUUUAAAUACUCUUGCAGAGCGAAGGAAGCUUCUUUGAAAAUAUUUCAACAAAUCGAAUAACUAAAACAAAGAACUCACUCUGCAACCGUAUGAAAAAUGUAAAGCAAAGUAGUACUGACAAUUUUUAAACUUAUAUUUUAUUAGCAGCUCCUUUAAUACAUAUAUAAAAAAAAACUUAUAUACUAUAUAUAUUAUGCAAUAAGAGUGAGAGACAUCUACUAACUAAAUUAACAGCAUUCACACAGACAAAAUACGCCGACCCUUUCUAUGAUGUAUAUAACUACUUGUGUAAUGCCACAGCGAUCUUUUAAGUUGUAUUAUUUUUUGCCCCGCCCACCAUGCCACACCCACAAGACACACCCAACGCUAUGAAAACCGUGAAAUAUCUUUAUUUGUUAUUGUUGUUGCAAUUGAAUAAAAAAUAUUGAUGGAAUCAUGAAAUGAUGUUAAAUAAUAAAAUCCUGAAUAAACUGAAUAAGCAGAAUAUUUUUUUACAUACGAGAACUUGAACAAGAUGAUGAAUGAUAAAAGUACCUUUUGUUUACAUGUUGUUUAAUUUGUUAUUAAUUUAUUGAUCCUACGAGUAGUUCAAAUUGUAUCAGUUGAAAACAAAAAAAAAGAAACAGAAACCAAAACGAAAACAAUCAACAGUUAAAAAAAUUCGACUUUUCGACUUUGCUAAUAUACUAUAUUAAUACUAACUAAAAACCAAAUGUUUAAAACAAUUUACAUACAAAUUAUAUAUUGCAUACUAAUAAAACAAAGCAUAAACAUUAUGAAUUUAUAGGCAAAAACUCUUCCUACAAAUCCCAGCAAUAAAUAAUAAUUCUCAAUACCAAAACGAAGAAAAAACUAAAAGAAUUUUGAAUUUUCAUAAAAUAAAAAGAAAACUGAAAAGAAAUAUACAACAAAUUAUAAACAAAAUGGAAUAAAACAAAUGUCUUUGAAUCCUUUUUCAAAAUUUGAUCGUAUUUUAUUAAAAUUUCUUUUUUAAAUCCUUUUAAAAUACAGAGUUAAGCGGUUUAUCGAUGAGACUACUGGCAUGUAUGUUGCUCCUGAUGCUGCUGCAACUUUGCAGCGCUUACAAUUAUUGCCACAACUCGACGCAUCUUUGUGAUUUGGUUGGUGAGAAGCACUUCAUCUGCGAGAAGCAUCAACCGUAUUUGAACAAGACCAAGUAUGUGGGCACCAUUCCGAAUACGCUACGUCUGCGUAAGAUUAUCCUCUCGUAUUACAAUAAAUAUCGCAAUGAAGUCGCUAGUGGCACUCUGAUUACGUUGUACAACAAGACCUUUCCGCCGGCUUGUCGGAUGCGUGAAUUGAUCUGGGAUGUGGAACUCGCUUACACGGCGCGAUUACACGCCGAAACGGUGUCUUUUAAGCACUCGCUGUGUCGAUCUGUUUUGCGGUUCCCUUACGCAGGCGAGUGCAUUGGCAUCGUGCGACCAAUUUCAAAGCGUAGAAGCAUUAAAAAUAUUAUGGAUAAAACAAUCAGGUUUAUGUUUGAGACAUAUUUCAGGGUCGAGGAUCCGGAGCAGCUAAUUAGUUUUUUUCGCGUGCCACAAGACUUGCAUUUGAGCCCAUUUACAAUUCUUAUCAGCGAUCGCGUUUCUCGCGUGGGUUGUGCCAUUGUGGUUGCUACUGAUUGCAUGCUCAACUAUAAAUCCGGGUAUUGCUAUCUUAUAACCUGCCACUUCGAUUUUAUUAUGGUGUCUAAAUCCUUUACUUAUAAGACGGGAGAGCCAACCAGCAACUGUUCGGACUGGGAAUCAAGACCCAGUAAUUCCUUUAGAAAUCUUUGUCGCAACACCGGCAAAAUAUUUCCCGUAGAACGCAAAUGAAAACUGAAUCUCAAACAAUUUUAUAUUUUUUGAAUAUUUUUAAGUUUUUAAUAAAAAUUAAUUUUUUGGUUCUUUAA